Molecule: messenger RNA, 1561 nt
Organism: Macadamia integrifolia
Lineage: Eukaryota; Viridiplantae; Streptophyta; Magnoliopsida; Proteales; Proteaceae
Product: VAN3-binding protein-like
Exons: 9
Coding region: 121-1434 (437 amino acids)
Biological process (GO): auxin-activated signaling pathway; leaf vascular tissue pattern formation; phloem or xylem histogenesis
Source: RefSeq, a predicted model, not a curated record
UGAGAAAAUACUAAGAGGAGAAACCUACCUUCAUUGAAGGAGAAAAAAAUUGUUCUUUCGUGCAAGGACGGUAUCAAUGGCUGCAUCAAUCUCCACUGGAAACAAUUUCAUUGACAGUGAAUGGCCAAAACAAGUAGCAUCCUAAUGGAAGAAUUAUCAUCAGAACUGAAAUUUCGGAGAGUUUCCUUUGCGACUCAGCAUCGAUUACCUUCUUACUCUAGUGGGAGACUUGAGAAGAUGAAUCCUUAUGGAGGAGCUCUAGAGCACUGGAACAAGGAGAAACCAUCUUCUUCUUCAUGUAAUCAUUCUUUAGAGGUUCCAAAAAGCCCCUAUGAAGCCAUGGAAUUCUUAUCUCGUUCAUGGAGCCCAUCUGCCUCAGACUUCUUCCAGAUAUUCUCAACAGAUAGUCUAUCCUUACCUCUCCAUGAAAAUGACAACAUGGUAGAAGAGCAGAGACAUGAUGAGAUAGAAGAAAUGAGAAGAACAACAAAACCCUCAGCUCAAAGCAACAAAGAUAGAGUGGAAAGCAUAUGGAAAUGGCUUGCAGCUGGAAGGACCUUUUCGGUCCUUCAGAGGCAUACAUCACUGAAAAAAAUUUGGAUGAACAUACAAUACAUGAAGGGAUGGUUAAGGGGGCAUUCAUUAAGAAGCUUGGCCAAAGGCCGGCAUUGGCAUAAACAGGUGGAGGAAAUCAGACUAGAGACGGCUAAAAUCCAUGCAGCUCUUUCGGUUGCAGAAUUGGCGGCUGCGGUUGCUGGCUUUGCUACUAAGGGCGGUGGGUUUGAUCAAUUAGAGGAAAUAAAUGGAAUAAUGGGUAGUGAUGAUGGUGGUGGAUGUUGGAACCAGAGAAUGGGUGUUGUCUUUGCUUCUGCUGCAGCAUUGGUGGCAACGGUAUGUGCUGAGGCUGCUGAGUCUGCAGGCGCCCACAGAGCCCAUGUUGCGGCCGCUGUCAACUCCGGCCUAGCCAUUACAAGUUCUUCUGAUAUGAUCACCCUCACAGCCACUGCUGCAACAUGUCUAAGGGGAGCUGCAACGCUUAAAUCAAGACUAAAAGCUGAUACAUAUUUCUCAAAGGACCUGGAGAUGCUAGCCAAAGGCACUCAACUAUCGAUGUGCACGCCGUCGGGGGACAUAAAAUUGAGAAUGUUGUGCAUCUACCUCAAACACAACAGGCUUGUAUUGAGAUCAAGAAAAAAGUACCUUGGAGGAUUUCUAACUAGUUCCAAGGAGUAUAAGAUUAUCAAUGUGAUAAAGGAAACUAAGGAAGCUCAAGGUCUUCACCCUAUAAGACUUCUUACAAAUGUGGGUAAGAUUGUGUUGUUGUUUGAAGAUGAGAAGCAAUGUAAUAUCUGGAAAUCAACUAUCUCACACCUCUUACAAAAUCAAAGCUCAUAUUCUGCAAUCACAGAUGUUGCAACAAGAAGAGAUGCUUGAAGCCCUUCUCAUGGGAUUUCUUUUUCUUUUCUACUGUAACAAAAAUAAGCUGCAUGCAAUUGCUAGUUGCAUAGAUUGUGACAUGAUUGUAUAAUGUCUUUUCAUUAAUGGAACUCCUAAGGACCUA